This is a messenger RNA of Plenodomus lingam JN3, 228 nucleotides long. Lineage: Eukaryota; Fungi; Ascomycota; Dothideomycetes; Pleosporales; Leptosphaeriaceae. The record is from RefSeq and is a predicted model, not a curated record.
AUGAUCUGGAAUCUUGAUCUGGAAUCUGAAAAUAUUGCAGGAUACACGAAGAGGUUCCAUCUAGCCCACAUCAACAUCCCGCACGCCAUGGUCCCGAGUACCAAAAGUACUAAAACAAAGCAACCAUUUGCGCGCCGUGUUUUUCCAUUCCAAGGUUUCAAAAUCGAGUUCCCAGAUAUUGAUGGCUUCACUAGAGGCGCUCGAUCAUGCCCACAUUUCUUGCCGUAA